This is a messenger RNA of Leishmania mexicana MHOM/GT/2001/U1103, 1536 nucleotides long. RefSeq lists its product as hypothetical. NCBI's taxonomy places the organism in Eukaryota, Euglenozoa, Kinetoplastea, Trypanosomatida, Trypanosomatidae. Bases 1 to 1536 code for a protein of 511 amino acids. The transcript has a single exon. The record is from RefSeq and is a predicted model, not a curated record.
AUGCCGAUUAUUAAAAGCUGUGUCCACGCCGAUGAACUCCAUGCGGCGAAGGACGCGCUCGCCACUGCCAAUCGCGAGGCCGACGCCCUGCGCCAACAGGCGCUCGAACAGGCCGCGCAACUCGACGAACGUGCUCAGCAAAACGCGAGGCUUGCUGGGGAGCUUGUGCAGGCUGAGACGAAGCUGGAAGAGGCCCACCGCCAGCUCACAGAGAUGCAGGUGCAAGCCCAAGUGCGAGAGGAGCAACACCGCGAACAGAUGCACCGCAUGGCGCAGAACGUGCGCACUCUGGAGGAUAUGGUUCAGGCGUCGCGGCGGCGCGAGAGGGAAGGAUCGAGUUCGACGUACCACCGUGGGCAGAGCGCCGGCAACGGUUCCACGGACGACGCAGGCCGAGCUCGGCAGCAUGCUGAGCUGAGCCACGCACAGGGGGAACUGACCCACUCUCAAAGGCUGCACUCUUUUGGGAGCUCAGCGUUGCAGCAGCAGCCGGCUGUGCCGACACGAGGCAACAAGGCUGUACGAGAACAGCACUGCUCGCUGCCUAGCCCCUCUGCGGCAGCGAGUCCGCCGAUCUCCGCGCAGGCUUUGUACUGGCAGGAGCAGCUGCUUGGCGUCAGUCAGCGUGCAGCCGAGGGCUUUGGCGAAGUGCAGCGACAGCUGCGCCGCUGCCUGCCUCCGUCGCCUCCGAGCACCUCGCCUGCUGCCGCAGGCAGCAAGGCACACCCUGACCAGGAACCGCUUGCUGCCAGUGCGUCUCCCGGCACUGAUGAUGCAUAUCGAUGGAGCCAGCAGCUGCGUCGCCUCCACGCGGACUUUGACGAAGUCGUGCAUGCGGACUCGAGGCUGAUCAGCUUCCUACUCCUCGUGGCGCAGCAACAGAGCCAGCAGGCACGCACCCUUCAGGAGCGGUGGGCUGAGGCACAGAGCACUGUGCGAGAGGCGGAGGCGGUGCUGGACGAAGCGAAUGCGCGAGUGACACGUAAUGCACAGGAAUCGGCGGUGUUGCGCCAAGAGUGCGCCGUCCUUACAGAGACGCAGACGGCUCUGCAGGCGCAACUCACCAACCGGACCCGCGAGCACCAAGCCGCCGUCACUGCCCUGCAUCGUCUGCAGGAGGCGCACGCGCAACUCACCCACGCUCACACGAGGCAGGAGGAGAUGUGGAGCACGCGCCUGACGCAGGCUGCUGAGCUGCAACAGCAGGCCAGCAACUACGCACAGAAGCUCGAGGCAGCGUUACUGGAUAAGGAGCGGCUAAUGUCUGCCGCGACGGCAUCGACUGAGCAGCAGCUUCGGCGUGAGGUCCUCGAAGCCACCAAGAAGCAUGUGGCCGUGUUCUUGAAACAGCUCAACGCCUCCGCAGAGCAGCUGCAGAGCUCUCUGGCAAGUCUCUCCCACACAUCACCGUCGUCUGCACUCGCCGCUUCGGCCGUGGCAGGGGGUGCUGUACAGAAGGUGCCAUCGGCCGCCUCGCCGGAGCCCUCCCCGCCAGGGGCGUCCUCGUCGGCGUACUCCGCCUCUCUCUCACCGUGA